CAGAGGAUCAAUAGCAGGAGGAAACAACAAAAAGGACGCAUCAGAUGUUUGUGUCCGCGAGCAGCUGAAAGUGGAUUUCUUCUCCCCGCAGCAGCAGCGUCCAAAGUGCCUUCAGCUCUCCGUCCAGCGCGAACAUGCCGAGAGGAUUUUUGGUGAAAAGGAACAAGAAAACCAACCCGGUAUCCUACCGGGUUCGGUCUGAGGAGGAGGAAGCGGAGCAAACAGCGGCUGACGCCCCGCCGCUGCCGCCGUGCUCCUCCGCGCCUCUGGCCUCCGACCCGGUCCGCGCACAGACGCCGACGCCCAGCUGCGGGGCGGCGGCAACAGCCCCGGAGCAGGACGCUAAGCCGGUUCAGUUCGGGAACCCGGAGGCGGUGUACCAGGCGCUGUACAGCCCCACCCGCCCUGUGAGCCAGGACCACGACCGCUCCUACUUCGAGAGACGCUUCAACCUCGGAUCACCGGUUUCCGCGGAGUCUUUCCCCACACCAGCAGCGCUCACCGCCUUGGACCACCUCUUCGCCCCGGUGGACCUGAAAAUCGGCUCCAGCAACAGCAGCCGCACCGACACCAGCGCUUCAUCCACCGGGACGCACCCCACCGCCGCGACCAAGCGGCCGUCCGGCGACACCGAGCGCAAAGGCAAACCGCCCUCCAAGAAAACCAAAGCUAUCCGGAAACUGCACUUUGAGGAUGAUGUCACCACAUCUCCGGUUCUCGGGCUCAAGAUUAAAGAGGCGCCGGUGGACCAGAAGCCUCCCAGACCCCAGCCCGCCCGAGGAGACAACAACCCGCUGGGCGAGUUCGUCUGCCAGCUGUGCCGGGAGGCGUACGCGGACCCGUUCGCUCUGGCUCAGCACAAGUGCUCCAGGAUAGUCCGGGUUGAGUACAGGUGUCCGGAGUGUGACAAGGUGUUCAGCUGUCCGGCCAACCUCGCCUCGCACCGGCGGUGGCACAAACCGAAGCAGCAGAGCGGAGCCGCCGGUGCGCAGAAUUUGGAGAGCGACAAGGUGGCCGCGUCCGGUAAAACUGCGCCGGAUGAAGCGAAGGAUUCUAGUGACAGGGACACACCCAGCCCUGGGCCGUCCGAGUCCGGCUCAGAGGAAGGGCUGUAUGAUUGUAAUCACUGUGGGAAAAAGUUUAAGCGCCAAGCGUACCUGCGAAAACACCUGGCGUCACAGCACGGCUCCCCAAAGCCGGCGGAGGAGGAGGACGCGUCGGCCUGCGAGCAGAGCGCGGCGCCGCUCAACCUGAGUUCCUCCACCUGUCACCUGUGCCCGGUCUGCGGGGAGAACUUUACCAGCAGAGGCAGCCAGGAGCGGCACAUCCGCCUACUGCACUCCUCACAGGUCUACUCCUGCAAGUACUGCCCCGCCAUCUUCUACAGCUCCCCGGGACUCACCAGACACAUCAACAAAUGCCACCCGUCCGAGAACCGGCAGGUGAUCCUGCUGCAGAUGCCGCUGCGCCCCGCCUGCUGAUCCGGGACUUUGGGCAAGCUUCACACUCAGAUAACAAGGUGAAGUCCAGCCUUGUUUCUGAGAGGAUCUUAGAGUUACACUGCAAAAAAAUACCUCCCUUUGGGCUCCUUAAAUCUGACUUUUUAAAUCAAGUGAAAGAUGUAUGGCACUCUGGUGAGAAAACCUUACUCUGGUUGACUUCAGUGUUG
Messenger RNA from Seriola dumerili (greater amberjack), 1669 nucleotides. It is a transcript of the gene insm1a, whose product is annotated as INSM transcriptional repressor 1. The coding region runs from base 135 to 1481 and encodes 448 amino acids. Gene Ontology annotation, cellular component: transcription repressor complex; nucleus. Gene Ontology annotation, biological process: neuron differentiation; negative regulation of transcription by RNA polymerase II; regulation of cell cycle process. The record is from RefSeq and is a predicted model, not a curated record. Gene Ontology annotation, molecular function: RNA polymerase II cis-regulatory region sequence-specific DNA binding; DNA-binding transcription repressor activity, RNA polymerase II-specific. Lineage: Eukaryota; Metazoa; Chordata; Actinopteri; Carangiformes; Carangidae. The transcript has a single exon.